This is a messenger RNA of Sordaria macrospora k-hell, 1842 nucleotides long. RefSeq lists its product as uncharacterized. Gene Ontology annotation, cellular component: cytoplasm; mitochondrion. Gene Ontology annotation, molecular function: GTP binding; GTPase activity; protein binding. Lineage: Eukaryota; Fungi; Ascomycota; Sordariomycetes; Sordariales; Sordariaceae. Gene Ontology annotation, biological process: tRNA methylation; tRNA wobble uridine modification. The record is from RefSeq and is a predicted model, not a curated record.
AUGUUCCGCCAUGCGCUAAGACGAGCUGCUAUUCACCGACCGGGAACUUCCCGAGUCACUUCAACUUUCUUACAACCUCGGCCACAGCAGCUAUGUCUUAUCCGCAUAGCAAGAAGCUAUCAUGACUUUGGCCAUAGGGCGUCUGCCAUUGACGCCGUCUCUGGCAGCAAGGAUCAAGGUGGAAAUCCUAGAGACUCGACUCUGUCCUUUCUCACAAACGACACCAUCUACGCCCUCUCGUCCGGAUCAGGAAGAGCUGGCAUAGCUGUAAUCCGUGUUUCUGGGCCCGGAUGUCUUGAUGUCUACAACUCACUAUGUCCCACCAAACCCGUUCCCAAGCCUAGAUACGCCGCAGUGCGCACCCUGACCGAGCCCACAGCGCCUGGCAAAGAGGUCUCAUCAGCUGCUAACGCCAACGUCCUCGACACCGACGCUCUGGUCCUCUACUUCCCCGGUCCCAAGACCGUCACAGGCGAGGACAUCCUCGAGCUGCACGUGCACGGCGGUUCCGCCACCGUCAAGGCCGUUCUCUCCGCCAUUCCCAAGUCCGAGUCCACUUCUUCGGGUACCAUCCGCUACGCCGAGCAAGGCGAGUUCACCAAGCGCGCCUUCCUCAACAACCGAAUCGACCUCGCCCAAGUCGAAGCCCUCGGCGACACCCUUUCCGCAGAAACCGAGCAGCAGCGACGGGCCGCCAUCCGCGGCACCUCAGGCGUGCUGGGCAAGACGUACGAGUCCUGGCGGGAACAGCUGCUUCUCGCCCGCGGCGAGAUCGAAGCGCUUAUCGACUUCAGCGAGGACCAGCACUUCGAUGAGUCGCCCACGGAGCUGCUGCGGAACGUGACUCAUCUCGUCAAGGGGAUCUUGCGCUCCAUCAAGCUGCACGAGAUGGGGAGCCAGCGGAGUGAACUACUUCGCAACGGCAUUCGCAUCGCGUUGCUCGGUCCACCGAACGUGGGGAAAAGCAGCUUGAUGAACCUGAUCGUCGGAAGAGAAGCGAGUAUCGUUUCGUCUGAGGCCGGUACGACGAGAGAUAUCGUGGAAGCUAGUCUUGAUAUCCGCGGGUAUUUGUGUUCGUUUGCUGAUACGGCUGGUAUUCGCACGCGCUCGUCUUUACUACCAGCAGAGCAAAAGGAGGAGGCGCCGAUAGGCAAGAUUGAAGAGGAAGGGAUCCGGCGCGCGAGACAGAAAGCCCUCGACUCAGACGUGAUCAUUGUUUUGGCAUCUGUCGAACCUCACACCAACAACAGCUACCGCCUAAACUACGACCUCUCAACGCUCCACCUCGCGUCUUCAGCGCCCGAAUCGCUUCUGGCAAUCAACAAAUCCGAGACUGUCCCUCCCGACGUCCUGGCACAGCUCAUUCAGUCAUUCAAAAACGACGUCCUCUCCACUGCCCUUCCCGAAAACUCCCCGCUCAAAAUCAAAGAUCCAAUCCUCAUCUCCUGCCGAACCGCCGAGCAACAACAAUCCCUUAAAGACACGGACGAUAAAGACCCAGGCAAAAUCCACCACCUCAUCUCUCGUUUAUCCUCCUCCUUCGCCGACCUGACCGCCAUUCCGCAAGACAUGGAGCACUUGCUAGGCGUCACGGCGAGGCAGAAUGAAUUGCUGGGCCAGUGUAGGGAUGCGUUGGAGGAUUUCAUGGCUGAGGCGAAUCCGACGACUUUUGAGGGAGAGGGAAUGGGAAUAGGGGAGGAAGUGGAAGCGGAUAUCGUGCUGGCGGCGGAACAUUUGCGGGUGGCGGCGGGUAAGUUGGCUGCUAUCACGGGAAAGGGAGAGGCGGGGGAUGUGGAGGAGGUGUUGGGGGUUAUUUUUGAGAAGUUUUGCGUGGGGAAGUAA